UCGCAAGACAUCGACGGAUCGCGACGCAACCGAACAGUUCUCUCCUUGACUGCACGCCGAGACAGACACUCGACCACCAACAAGAUGGAAGAGCAAGUAGAACGAUUGGUGAAUAAGACAUGGGAUACAUUUCAAAGCCUACCCGCGAGCAAGAGAUGGCUCAUCGCAGUGAGCGGUAUACCCGGCUCAGGCAAGACAACCCUCGCCGCCCAAGUUGCCGACAGUCUCAACGACCGCUGGCGUAAAGGCAGUCCCGCCCGCGAAGGCUCCAACGCCGCCAUCGCGACCUUCCUUCCCAUGGACGGCUACCACCUCACCCGCGCCCAGCUCUCCGCCCUCCCCGACCCAGACACAGCCCACGCACGCCGGGGCGCAGCGUUCACAUUCGACGCACCCGCAUUCCUCGCAUUGGUGAAGAAGCUUCGCGCUCCGAUAUGUCCUGAGACCGGCACAAUCUACGCGCCGAGCUUCGAUCACGCGAAGAAGGACCCUGUGGAGGAUGAUAUACCGAUCAGGAAAGAGGCGAGGUUAAUCGUGAUGGAGGGCAAUUAUCUAAGCCUUGGGACGGGCGCGGAGGAGUGGAAAGAGGCGGCUGGGUUGAUGGAUGAGCUGUGGUAUGUGGAUGUGGACGCGAGUGUGGCUAGGGAGAGGUUGAUUGCUCGGCAUAUUAAGAGUGGGCUUGCGGAGGAUAGGGAGCAGGCGGCGAAGAGAGCAGACGAGAAUGACCUCGUCAAUGGGAGGGAGAUUGUGGAGGGUAGGGUGGAGGUCCAUGAGGUUAUUGUCAGCCAGGACGAUCGGGAUUGGAGGCCGGAGGAGCAGGGUGUGGUUGCGGAGGAGACUGGUUGAUGAGGCUCGCAAGGACUUAUAGCGACCUUUGCUCUCAGCAACUUCGACCUUACACAAAUG
Zymoseptoria tritici IPO323 is the source of this 906-nucleotide messenger RNA. RefSeq lists its product as uncharacterized. Gene Ontology annotation, molecular function: ATP binding; kinase activity. The coding region runs from base 85 to 846 and encodes 253 amino acids. The transcript is spliced from 2 exons. NCBI's taxonomy places the organism in Eukaryota, Fungi, Ascomycota, Dothideomycetes, Mycosphaerellales, Mycosphaerellaceae. Gene Ontology annotation, cellular component: cytoplasm. The record is from RefSeq and is a predicted model, not a curated record.